Molecule: messenger RNA, 1311 nt
Organism: Yarrowia lipolytica CLIB122
Lineage: Eukaryota; Fungi; Ascomycota; Dipodascomycetes; Dipodascales
Biological process (GO): fructose metabolic process; fructose 2,6-bisphosphate metabolic process
Cellular component (GO): cytosol
Molecular function (GO): fructose-2,6-bisphosphate 2-phosphatase activity; 6-phosphofructo-2-kinase activity; ATP binding
Source: RefSeq, a predicted model, not a curated record
AUGCCAGUCUACGGAGCUCGAAACGUGGACAAUGUGCGGAUCGGCGUGAUCAUGGUCGGUCUGCCGGCCCGAGGCAAAUCGCUGAUUGCCCAAAAGAUUGUCCGGUACCUGUCGUGGCUGUCCGUGCCCACCCGCUGUUUCAAUGUCGGCAACUACAGACGCAAAGAAACGGCCCAUCCGACGGCCGAGUUCUUCGACAACGCCAACGCCGUGGGCGAACGGUUGCGACGUAACGCCGCCGAGGCUGCGCUCGAAGAUAUGAUCCGGUGGUUCGAAGAGGACGGCGGAGUGGUGGGAGUGUUUGACGCCACCAACUCGACGGUGGAGCGUCGCAAAUGGAUCGCAGACACCCUGCUGGACGCCGGAGUCGAGCCCAUGUUUGUCGAGUCGUGGUGCGACGACCCGUCGAUUGUGAUGCAUAACAUCAUCGACGUCAAAACCACAUCCCCAGACUACGUGGGCACCGACCCGGAAAAAGCCAUCACCGACUUCCAGAACCGAAUCAAAAAGUACGAGGCAGUCUACGAGACGCUGGGCGAAAACGAAACCGAUCUCACCUACGUCAAGCUCAUGAACGUGGGCGCCCAGGUGGUCAUCAACCGUAUCCAGUCCUAUCUCGAAUCGCGUGUGGUCUACUACAUUAUGAAUCUGCACAUUAAGCCACGGUACAUCUGGUUGUCUCGACACGGAGAAUCAGAAUACAAUUUAGGAGGACAGCUUGGUGGCGACUCCAAUCUCUCCGAACGGGGACAGAUGUACGCCAAGAAGCUGCCCUCGCUGUUACAAGGCGCACUGGAACAAUCUGUGUUCCCCGACGGCAAGGUUCCCGAGCUCACAGUCUGGACCUCGACCCUCAAACGAACCAACCAGACAGCGCGGUUCCUGGACUACCCCAAACGGUCGUGGAAAGCCCUGGAUGAGUUGGACGCCGGAGUCUGCGACGGAAUGACGUACGAGGAAAUCGAACAGCAGUACCCCGAGGACUUCAAGGCACGUGAUGACAACAAGUACGAAUACCGAUACCGAGGAGGCGAGAGCUACAGAGACAUUGUGAUCCGUCUGGAGCCGAUCAUCAUGGAGUUGGAGCGCCAGGAAAACAUUAUGAUUGUGACCCACCAGGCCGUGCUUCGGUGUCUGUACGCCUACUUUAUGAAUGUGCCUCAAGACCAGUCGCCCUGGAUGCAGGUGCCUCUGCAUUCAUUGAUUCGAUUGGAGCUGAGAGCGUUUGACACGAUUGAGACGAGAAUCAGCGCCGAUAUUCCUGCCGUUUCAACUCAUCGAGAGAAGGGUAGUAGUGCCAAGCAUGCGUAA